AUGGCCGUCUGUGUGAAACUUCAUUCACACAGGAUUGUACUGCACUGUUUAUUUUUCCUGUUAGGUUUUGCAUUAGCGUUGGCGACAGAUGACAUUGAGCAAACAAGGGAAGCAGAAAUUGAAGUUCCUGUUGAAGAUGGAACAUCUGACACUGUAGUUGCUGAAGAGGUUGAGGUCUCUGCCUCGGAUGAAACAUCAGACCAAAAGAUCAAGGCUGCAGAGGAGGGUUCAGGUGCAGAUAAAGGAGAGGAGAAACAAGAGGAUGGUGCUUUGACUUUGAGAGAUAUUUUGCACCGUGUGAUGAACCCUUAUAGCUUUGAUGGUGUGUCAGAAGAAGAAACCUCUGGAGAGGCAGCUAAUACAUCUGAAUCAUCUCAAGAUUAUUCACUGGUGCCACCUGCUGGCAAUGAGACUGUUGAUGCAAACAGCACCCUACACAAUAACACCACUGCAAAAGUGAAAAAAUUCUCAUGCAUAGGCCGUAAUUUGACAAAUGAAACUGUUGCUACAGUUCGGCUGGUGAAUAGCACCACCUUGUUGCACAGAUUAACGUUUAAAAAUGAAAGCGAAGGGAACUGUGUUCUAGUGAUGUUUUAUGCACCUUGGUGCAUGUUUUGUGCAAGGACAGCUCCUCAUUAUAAUGCAGUGGCUCGGGCUUUUCCUCAGUUGGAAGUGGUGGCUGUAGAUGCAGUGCAAUUAAAUAGUUUAAAUGCUAGGUUUGGAACAGUGGCAGUGCCAAAUGUAGUGAUUUUCCACAAUUCAAAGGCUGUGGCAAAGUUUCCACUUCAAGAGAGGAACUUUACAAAUUUUGUUAAUUUUGUCACUAACAUCACAGGACUUCAUCCUUUAGAUAAUAUUAUAGUAUUAGAGGAAGAUUAUUUGGGUCCUCUGCCCAGUGUGCCUACACAAGACACAGACCUUGUGCUCUGUGUAUCAUGGGUGUUUGUGAUUACCUUUUGUGGAAUUCUCUUUGCAAGAUCUCGAACAGGACGUAAAAUUUGGACAUUUUUACAGCAUAUAGGAGCAGAGCAUCAGCAUAUUGAUUAGAACACCUAACUAACGAUUGUCCCAUCCAAAAAUAUUCUCUGUAAUAUCUACCACAACAUGUCGAAAGACUCAACACUGUCAAGCCCAGCAUAUUGUACCAGUGAACGUAGCUUCCAUCAAGACUGUAUAUCUUGGGCCUGCAGACUGAUGAAAAACCUUUGAAGACUCAAAGUGCUAGAAGACGGUUACAAAAAAAUAAAAUAAAAUAAAUAAAAAAAAAUAAAA
Molecule: messenger RNA, 1272 nt
Organism: Lingula anatina
Lineage: Eukaryota; Metazoa; Brachiopoda; Lingulata; Lingulida; Lingulidae
Product: thioredoxin domain-containing protein 15-like
Biological process (GO): cilium assembly
Cellular component (GO): cilium
Source: RefSeq, a predicted model, not a curated record